CUGUCUCAUCGUCGCCAACGCACGACAAGCCAAGAGUGGUUUUAGGUUUCCGGUUGGGCUGGAUAUUAUCAAGUCUCUUCCUCCACCACCACCGCUGUAA
This is a messenger RNA of Lactuca saligna, 100 nucleotides long. The record is from the annotation of a GenBank genome assembly. Lineage: Eukaryota; Viridiplantae; Streptophyta; Magnoliopsida; Asterales; Asteraceae.